Molecule: messenger RNA, 675 nt
Organism: Penicillium coprophilum
Lineage: Eukaryota; Fungi; Ascomycota; Eurotiomycetes; Eurotiales; Aspergillaceae
Product: Amino acid/polyamine transporter I
Exons: 1
Coding region: 1-675 (224 amino acids)
Source: RefSeq, a predicted model, not a curated record
AUGAAACCUUCCAACCCAGUCCCAACGCAGGCAGAUGACCUGCCACCAUUCAGGGAAAUUACCAUCGCAAACGUGAAUAGGCUAUCCGAGAACUCUGAUCUCCAGCCGUGGACAGCUCAAAUCCAGCUCACCCUUGCGAACCUUGACCUCUUGGCUGUAAUUAGCCACAGCCUACCCAAGCCCACUCCCACCCACCUCAAUUAUGAGAGAUGGUUGAAAUGGUCCCAGCUUGUGAGUAAGUGGCUGAUUUUAAAUGUGGAAGCCGAAUUCGCCGACUUCCUCAGAUCCAUCCGCCCACGUCUUGAGCUGGCUGAUAAGACUUACCUCAUGAUCGUCGAGUUGCUGCGGCCCGAUGAAAGAGAGAUUAAGACUGAGGAGUUAAUUAAACUAUGGUCUAUGCGACGUCACCACUUCGACUCAAUCGCUACAUAUGUUGGUGCCUGGCGUGCUCAAGUCAUCAUCUGCCAGGAACUAGAACUUGGCAUUAGCUGGUACGCUGCCAUUGAGUUGAUGCUCCACGAACUGGAAGAAGAGAUGCCCAACCUGUGCGACUUGAUCGAUUACCAGAUUGGGAAUCGUGGACCUGCCUCUGGAAACAUCACUUAUGAGGAGUUUGAUCAUAUCGUCGACGACAUCCUAGUUGCUUUCUACGAGGGCAACCAAUCCACCUUCUGA